CAUUAGACAGAUAACUCAGGAUAUUAAUACUAAAUUCAAACUAAAUCCAGAUAAUUUAGAAGAAAAAUCCAAAAAAAAAACUAGCCGUUGGAGUCGCCAAUACUUCCUCUCUCACUUCAAUGAGAAAAUAGGUCGUUGUCUGAAACAUAACGGUCCAAUCUAACCAUCGCCCUCUAAUAAACCUUCAGCAGCAGCUGUAUGUUUCUGCAUCCAAAAAAACAGAAAUUUUUCCCAAAGAACAAAUAUACUUACUUCUUUAGGUUCCAAGAACCAAACAGAAGAAAGAAGUGGGUUUAAGAAAUGGGUGAAUCGACUUCAGCUUGUCUUGUACGGUCCUUCUCUCAACCUUCUCAAGAACGCAGUGAGGGAGACCCUUUACGUGCACUAACAGCAUCAGUAUCAUUCGGAAGAUUUAUGAAUGAAUCCCUGGCUUGGGAGAAGUGGUCAUCGUUUACUCACAAUCGGUAUCAAGAGGAAGUAGAGAAGUACUCAAGGCCUGGUUCAGUUGCUGAGAAGAAAGCUUACUUUGAGGCUCAAUUCAAGAGAGCAGCUGCUAAAAAAGCAGCAGCUUUGCUUGAGCAGCAGAAUGCAGCAGUUGGUGUGUCAACUGAUCUGAAUGUGACAAAUCAAAUCAAUGUUCAUUCCACAGUGGACUCUGAGUUGACAGGGACUAGCAGCUAUGUGGGUGCUGAUGAAGCACAGAGAGAAGAGGGGGAUGUGACAAAUCAACCCAUUGAUGAUUCCCCAAUGGAAUUUGAGUUCACAGAGAAUGGCAGCUAUGAGGUCACUGAAGAAGCUCAGGGAGGAGAGGGCCAUCUAAAUGUGACAAAUCCAAACCUUGACCAUCGCACAACCUGCUCUGAGUUGCCAGAGAAUAGCAGCUAUGUGGGCGUUGAAGAAGCGCAGGGAGAUGAUGGAGAUAAUACAUCUGCUUUUGGCAGCUACGCUACUCACGAAAAAAGUAACUUAGAACUUGCUGAGACUGAAAACUCAGCAGAACAAUCUUAUCCAAUAGAGAAUGAAGUCAAAUCAUUGAAUCAGGCAGAAAAUGUUGUUGUAGAGGUCAAUGAGAAUAUAAUCCAACUGAAGAAGAAGAAGAAGACGCAAACAAAGAAUGCUUCUAUGGCGGGAGACUCUGUGCUUUCACUGAAGAAGAAACCACUGUCCACAACGAGUAGAUUAACAAAUAACAAUGAAUCAUCAAAGUUGAGAUCUCGUGUCAAACCGAUGACACCUCUGGCACUAAAAGUGACUGAUAAUAGAAAGAAUGGAAAAGACUUGAUUGACAAAAAGCGGUCAAAUCCAAAAUCUCUUCAGACACUGAUCAAAUUUUCUUCUCACAAAGAAGAAACAAAGAAAACAUUGUCUCCAGUUCUUGAGAAGAUAAUGAAUUCAAGACUUGUCAGAUCCAUCACCAAAACAUCUAGAGACGGCAAAGUUCAAGAGACUUCAGCUCUGGCAUCUGUAAGUGGGAUAUCAAAGCGCACUUCUGAAACCCCUCAACGAGAAAAUAGAAGGACUAGAACAAAACUUGACCAACCAUUCUGUAAAAGCGACACAGAAAAGGGUGAAUUGCUAUCACACUCAGGAAAUUUCGAAUCAAUAAACGAGAAUGGAAACAGAACAUGUUCCCGUACUGUAUUUUCUCCUUUCAUCUUAAGAAGUGAAGAAAGAGCAGCAAAGCGAAGAGAGUUCUUUCAGAAGCUAGAACAAAAGCUGAACACAAAGGAAGCAAAAAAGCAGCAGUUACAUGCCAAACCAAAGGAGAAAGCCACCAGUAGUUCUAAAGUGCUUAUAUCAAGAGCUAAACCAAAUCCAAGCAUUCAUCAUGAAAGAGAAUCAUUUACUAAUCAAACGAAAAAGGAGAAAGCCACUAGUAGUUCUAAAGUGCUUACAUCAAAAGCUAAACCAAAUGCAGGCAUUCCGCUAGAAAGAGAAUCAUUUACUAAUCAAACGAAAAAGGAGAUAGCCACUAGUAGUUCUAAAGUGCUUACAUCAAGAGCUAAACCAAAUGCUGCAAGCAUUCAGCAUGAAAGAGAAUCAUUUACUAAUCAAACGAAAAAGGAGAAAGACACUAGUAGUUCUAAAGUGCUUACAUCAAAAGCUAAACCAAAUGCAGGCAUUCAGCUAGAAAGAGAACCAUCAAGUAAUCAAAUGAAGAAGGAGAAAGCUACUAGUAGUAGUUUUAAAGAGCUUACAUCAAGAGCUAAACCAAAUGCAAGCAUUCAUCAUGAAAGAGAAUUGUCAAGUUAUCAAAUGAAGAAGACGUGUCACUUGUCGAAGAGAAAUGUCAAGGACACUAGGCAAAGUCUUCUAUGCUGCUGAAACCUAAGUUGCUCAGACACGGGUGCGGAUCUAGAGAUCAGAUCCUUCGAGAUGUAAAUUCUAAGAUUCGGGGAUAUGGAUCCUAGUAUGGAUACGGGUGCGGGGAUCCGGCUAAAAAUAAUUCAAAAAAAAAAAAAAACUCUAAAUUAUGAGAAAUUUUGUGGAAUACUUGCGUAUAAACUUGUAAAGUGUGAAUUUCUUUUUUAUUCUCAAGUUGUAGAUAAGUAAACGAUUGAUUUUUACCCUAGUUUUGGUUCUGAUUUCGGGAAUUAAAUUGUAUCUCGUCUCAAAUUUUUCUGUCCGUCGUGGUUAAAGUACCUGAAAUUGUUUGAUCACACCCAUACUAGUGUCGUGUCGACACGGGUGCGGCACCUAAACUGAUGUGUCGGAGCAACUUAGGCUGAAAUUGUAAACUUUU
Messenger RNA from Nicotiana attenuata, 2743 nucleotides. Its product is annotated as protein WVD2-like 7. The record is from RefSeq and is a predicted model, not a curated record. NCBI's taxonomy places the organism in Eukaryota, Viridiplantae, Streptophyta, Magnoliopsida, Solanales, Solanaceae. The transcript is spliced from 13 exons. The coding region runs from base 301 to 2325 and encodes 674 amino acids.